Molecule: messenger RNA, 1092 nt
Organism: Saccharomyces kudriavzevii IFO 1802
Lineage: Eukaryota; Fungi; Ascomycota; Saccharomycetes; Saccharomycetales; Saccharomycetaceae
Gene: UFD1
Product: polyubiquitin-binding protein UFD1
Exons: 1
Coding region: 1-1092 (363 amino acids)
Cellular component (GO): VCP-NPL4-UFD1 AAA ATPase complex
Molecular function (GO): polyubiquitin modification-dependent protein binding
Source: RefSeq, a predicted model, not a curated record
AUGUUUUCCGGUUUUAAUUCUUUUGGCGGUGCACAUGGUUUUGUCAACAUGCCUCAAACAUUUGAGGAAUUCUUCAGAUGCUACCCUAUAGCCAUGAUGAAUGAUAGAAUACGGAAGGAUGACGCAAAUUUUGGCGGAAAGAUUUUUCUUCCACCAAGUGCCCUAAGCAAAUUGUCCGUGCUGAAUAUCAGGUACCCCAUGCUUUUUAAGCUAACCGUCAAUGAAACUGGACGUGUGACACACUGUGGUGUUUUAGAAUUUAUUGCCGAAGAGGGUAGAGUUUACUUACCGCAAUGGAUGAUGGAAACAUUAGGCAUACAACCAGGAUCUUUAUUGCAGAUCUCAUCUACAGAUGUACCUCUGGGCCAGUUCGUGAAAUUGGAACCUCAAUCUGUGGACUUUUUGGAUAUUUCCGACCCUAAAGCAGUCUUGGAAAACGUACUGAGGAACUUUUCUACUUUGACUGUGGACGACAUCAUUGAGAUUAGUUACAACGGUAAGACAUUCAAAAUUAAGAUUUUGGAGGUUAAACCCGAAUCAUCAUUAAAGAGCAUAUGUGUCAUUGAAACUGAUUUGGUGACAGAUUUCGCUGCACCUGUAGGAUAUGUAGAACCUGAUUACAAAGCGCUGAAGGCCCAACAAGAUAAAGGAAAAAAGGGGACUUCCAGUAGGGGCCAAGUUUUGGAUCCAUCGGUGCUAGGACAAGGAUCAAUGUCCACAAGAAUUAACUACGCAGGCGUUGCCAACAGUAUAAAGAACAAACAAUCUAAAUUUCUUGGUGAAGGACAGAACAUAUCCGGUAAAGCCCCCAAAAAAGGUCCAAAAGCCAAGCAAAAUGUAAAGGAUAUGAAAAUUACAUUUGACGGUGAACCCGCUAGAUUAGAUCUGCCUGAGGGGCAAUUAUUUUUCGGUUUCCCAAUGGUUUUACCGAAGGAAGAUACAGAAGGUGACAGCGAGGCUAAAUCUAACGAACAAAAUUUCCAAGGUCAAGGGAUCUCACUACGAAAAAGUAACAAAAGAAAGCCAAAGAAUGACCACGAUUCAUCCAAAUCCAAAGCCCCUAGGAGUCCUGAAGUUAUCGAAAUUGACUAG